This is a messenger RNA of Saccostrea cuccullata (small rock oyster), 869 nucleotides long. RefSeq names its product multiple epidermal growth factor-like domains protein 10. Gene Ontology annotation, biological process: cell communication. The transcript has 7 exons. The record is from RefSeq and is a predicted model, not a curated record. Lineage: Eukaryota; Metazoa; Mollusca; Bivalvia; Ostreida; Ostreidae. Bases 18 to 854 code for a protein of 278 amino acids. Gene Ontology annotation, cellular component: membrane. Gene Ontology annotation, molecular function: scavenger receptor activity.
AGUAUAAUUUUCUCUUAAUGUUUUUUUUUUCACUGUUUACAGAUACGCCAGCCCUUGGAGGAGUUACCGUCUCAACUUUAUCCUGUAAACCCGCUUGCAGUAACUGUUACCAUGGUCGCUGUCAUUUUAACAAUGACAUCUGUUUAUGUGAUGCUGGGUUCUUUGGACUUGACUGUAACCAGAAAUGUCAGAAGCUGACCUAUGGCCCAGGCUGUAUCUAUGGCUGUGACCAGUGUGUCCAUAGCGACACCUGUGACCCAGUCUCUGGUCAAUGUCAUUGUUUACCAGGUUACCAGGGGUUUUUCUGUCAGCAGCCAUGCCCCACAGGUACCUAUGGCAACGGAUGUAAACAGAACUGCAGUUGUCAGAAUGGUGGAGAAUGUAACAAUGUCAAUGGAACCUGUCUGUGUCCCACGGGAUUCAUGGGAUCUGACUGUGCUCAGAGGUGUCCCAAGGGAAGAUAUGGCCCGGGCUGUACCCUGAACUGUACGUGUGGCCCCCUGUCGGAGGGCUGUGAUGUCAACACAGGAAAGUGUAUCUGUCAGCCCAGGUUUACUGGAGAUGAAUGUAAGAAGUCCUGUCCGAGCCUGUCGUUCGGCGCCGGCUGUGAGAGUGUGUGUCGUGAUGUGUGUGACGUCAGGGGAAUGCUGACCUGUAGUCCUGUAGAUGGCGCUUGUCAGUGUCGCCCAGGAUACACGGGACAAAAGUGUGACCAACAUUGUCCCAGUGGGAUGUGGGGUGUGUCCUGUGCUCAGAGGUGCUUAUGUGGUUCCCAUGGUAACUGUGACAGGGAGACAGGUGUGUGUGACUGUGACCCGGGAUACAACGGGACGUAUUGUAAUCAGGGUACGUAAAGUCAGUCUAAUGAU